GUCGGACAAGCUGGACAAGGUUUAUGCUCAAAUACUCCACGCGUGUUUGCCACUGUUUGGGCGCCGUAUUUCAGCUUUGGGUGUACGAUAUUCGCAGUGGCGGCGGUAGGAGUAGCUAUGCGGUGUGCUACGUGGACGCAGAGGCUCUAUCUCCAUACAGGAGCCCGGGAAAAAGGCCGCCCCGGCCCGCCCGUAGCCCCAUUCAUAAACGAGCCUGGUCCCGGAGUCUUCGCCCCUCGCCCCAUCAGGACAGACGAAGCUCAUCGAGAUCAGGUCAUUGAGACGGUGAGAUAGCAACCGACGAUCUACGACUCAAAGGACAGGCGAUGGGUGUUACGACGGUGCUCCUCCCGACCUCCGUCCUGGGGCGUCCCGAACUAGCCGACGUCCUCUCGAUACAGGUUCCGACAGCCCACGGCGCAGAGCCAAAUCCCGGUGGACCACCCCCGGUCUCCGGGCCACUCACCAUCACCGUCGCCGACUUCCGCCGAGUGAUCGCCGAACAGGUACUCGCGGGCGAGUACCUCGCCAACCGCCUCGUGUUAUGGGACAUUUCCGCCUGCGACUGCCGGUGGGACGAUCCGCGCAUUGCCGAGAUCGGCGACGACGGUCGGGAAAAACUUAUGCAGGGUGAGGGAGGGAAGGGUGAGGUGGCAGACGUGAAGCGGAGGUUUCCUGCAGCAAGGAUGUUGUCGCCGAUUGGGAAGUUGGAGCACGAGUUACAGGAUUUGUUCAAAGGCGAUGGGAAGAAAGGGGAUGUGAAGGGUGGUGGAGUGGGGGAGAUGGACAAGAUGCUGGAGAAUCGGCUGGCUAUCCUUGUUGUCGUGAGGAGUGUGCAAGCUCAAACCAGCGAAACCAGUAAUACCACAGUGACCAGCAAUUCUACAACAUACCCAACGGAUCCUCGCCACAGCAUCGCCUCAACUUCUUCACCGCCCGCCUACGACAUGCUUGAUUCCCAUGGUCUCGACAGCGCUCCCACCUACACUCCUGGGCGCUCAUCGAUGUCGUCGGUCGUCUCGACCAACACGUAUGGCAGCCUCGCCAAGUCCCAGCGGUCAUCCUCGGACCAUUUCAUUACGACGAACGGGGAGCCGGAAGAGACGGGACAUCGUCAAGAAAGUGAACAUCGCUCCCCGGUUCCGCCGGCGAGGUCCUCAUCGCAUAGACCUCUGCGCUCAUCAGACCAAAAACACCGGUCUACGGGUGACGUCCUUCGUCCAGCCAACCGCGCCCUAUCGACCGUCGGUCCCACACGGCCUCAGUCCGUCCCAUUGUGUACGACCCCGCCGUCUCGGCCCCCUGUUCCAACCUACGGUUCCUUGCGCGCCCACGCCGAUGCCCAAUCGGGCCCCUUGACCCGCGUCAUCAAACGCCGCGCCAUGGCCCAGAUGCUCUCCGACAUGGAAGAAGAACGCGGCAUGCGCCAUUUCGUGCUAGUCGACACACGAUUGUGGAUAUUCGACCCCCCCAACAGUAGCUCAGACCCAUCUUCUCACCCACCUCCGGACACCACCCUCGCCCGCGUCCACCUCCAGCUGACACCAAACUCACAGGCCGAGCUCAAAUCCUUCAAAUCCACACAACACCGCUUCUCACUCUCCGUCUCUGGCCAGCCGCGCCGCUUGGGAUCCGACGGGCGCGUUGUGGCGCAUGGGAGCGAAAUAGUGGAUAGGAAGGGGUUGGCGAGUUGGAGGUUGGAGGCGAGGGAUGCGGAGGAGGCGAUGGAGUGGGUUGCGGCGUUGAUGAAGGCUGUGGAGGCUGCGGGGGCUAGCGUGCGGAAGCCGAUUUACAAAAAGGGGAUGGGUGCCGCUGAUUUCGCGGGCAUACGCGUCAUGGGAGCAAGUUGGCAUGCCUAGAUACGCCCGUAGACGGAUACCUCUCAUGGUUGAAACGUAAUACAUAGAGUAAUACUGGCAGCCUUGAGCCGCGAUCGGGACGCCAGGUUCAGACAAGUGGGUUACCCGCACAUUGGGAC
This is a messenger RNA of Fimicolochytrium jonesii, 1978 nucleotides long. RefSeq lists its product as uncharacterized. The coding region runs from base 327 to 1859 and encodes 510 amino acids. NCBI's taxonomy places the organism in Eukaryota, Fungi, Chytridiomycota, Chytridiomycetes, Spizellomycetales, Powellomycetaceae. The record is from RefSeq and is a predicted model, not a curated record. The transcript has a single exon.